This is a messenger RNA of Lentinula edodes (shiitake mushroom), 1218 nucleotides long. RefSeq names its product cyclin-dependent kinase 5. The transcript is spliced from 7 exons. The coding region runs from base 97 to 1218 and encodes 373 amino acids. Gene Ontology annotation, molecular function: ATP binding; cyclin-dependent protein serine/threonine kinase activity. Gene Ontology annotation, cellular component: nucleus; cytoplasm. Gene Ontology annotation, biological process: protein phosphorylation. The record is from RefSeq and is a predicted model, not a curated record. NCBI's taxonomy places the organism in Eukaryota, Fungi, Basidiomycota, Agaricomycetes, Agaricales, Omphalotaceae.
CUUGUAUAUUAUUAUCAUCCUCCCUAUACCUCUUCCACCACCCACUCUCUGCGAUCCUUUUCUCCAUACCACGAACUUCUUGAUUGCUUAUAUUAAAUGAACUACGUGCAGCUCGAAAAACUAGGUGAAGGAACAUAUGCCACAGUGUACAAGGGAAGGUCGAGAACUACAAAUGAAAUUGUCGCCUUGAAGGAGAUUCAUCUGGAUGCGGAGGAAGGCACACCUUCUACUGCCAUCCGUGAAAUUUCUCUCAUGAAAGAACUCAAGCAUGUUAAUAUCGUACGGCUCCACGAUGUUAUUCAUACAGAAACAAAGCUUGUCCUCAUAUUCGAGUUUUGCGAACAAGAUCUUAAGAAGUACAUGGACCAACAUGGCGAGCGUGGCGCCCUUGAUCCCAACACUGUUCGCAGCUUCAUGUACCAACUUCUCAAGGGUACAGCCUUUUGCCACGAAAACCAAGUCUUACAUCGAGAUUUGAAGCCACAAAACCUGUUGAUCAACCGUAAAGGCGAGCUGAAGUUGGGCGAUUUCGGUUUAGCGAGAGCAUUUGGUGUACCGGUCAAUACAUUCUCUAAUGAGGUAGUGACUCUUUGGUACCGAGCGCCCGAUGUUCUCCUUGGUUCCCGGACAUACAGUACAUCCAUUGAUGUUUGGUCGUGCGGUUGCAUAUUCGCAGAAAUGAUAUCCGGAUUGCCACUGUUCCGAGGACGGGAUAAUAACGAUCAACUAUUGCAUAUCAUGAGGAUCAUUGGUACGCCUAGUCAACAAACGUUCGACAAAAUGGCCAAGGAAUCUCCGGAAAUUCAGAUAAAGCAAUACCCUCGCUACCCCAAGCAGGACCUGCGCUCUGUGGUGCCUAAGGCAUCGCCGCACGCCAUUGACCUUCUUGAGCGUCUACUAAAAUUUGAUCCUGCUGAAAGAAUAUCCGCCGCCGAAGCACUUUCCCAUCCCUACUUUACUGCUUCCGCCUCGAACAGCACAUUUACCGCAGGCUCGAUGGCACCUCCUGCAUUUUCCUUCCCGCACCCUCAUGGGCUGCCUCCUCCCCAGCAGCAACAACAGGCAUAUAGCCGCCCGCCGAAUUUCAUAGCGAAUCCUGUUUCGGUUCAUCAGAUGCACGCCCAACAACAACAGCAAGCUCAAGCAGCGGCUAUGGGCACAGGAUAUGGUGGGGUGCCUAUGCAUUAUAACGCAUCGUUCGGGCAUAAUCCUCGUUAA